Sordaria macrospora k-hell is the source of this 279-nucleotide messenger RNA. The record is from RefSeq and is a predicted model, not a curated record. NCBI's taxonomy places the organism in Eukaryota, Fungi, Ascomycota, Sordariomycetes, Sordariales, Sordariaceae.
AUGACACGAUCAAAAGACCCGUCAGGACGACAGCACCAUGGUUUGCCCGUGGAUGAUGACGAACACCCCAGCACCCCGUACAAGUCACUCGGCCAGACCCUCACUGGCAAGCAGCAAGUGGAGCUGCGGAGAGCCAUACAAAUGAUGAUGUUGGACCAGUGGAAGGCCAAGAAAAAGAAGGAGGAGGAUGAGGAGGCCAAGGCCGCCCAGGGCGGUGGGAGCAAAGAUGCCCCCAAGAUCACUGCGGGAACGUGGCUUGACGAAAUGGAAGGAGACUAA